GUGUUCAGCAGUCGGAGGGGAAGGAUACACGCCGCCCCUCGGAGGCUACACCCUCCCCAUCAUACCACCGCCCCCCGGAGCUGACCUUGGGAGGCGGCUAACUAAAGGGCUGACAGGUGUUACUGGUUCCAUGAAAUAGGUGUCGAAAGCCCUCGAAGACCCCAUGAGUGACAUCGCAGCCCUGCUCGCCCCCCCCUGUGACAACGAUACGCCCCCCAUCUUACCCCCCGAGGAUGUGUGCAAAGGGGGCGACAACUGCACCCUGGUGGCCUCCAACCCCGGGGCAACCAUCAUCUCCCCGCUCCUCCUCUCCUUGGCGGGGGUCACAGGUCACAUCGGCGCCCUCUGCUACCUCUACAGCGGCCCUCGGCGGAGCAACACUCACACCGUCUUCUACCUCCUUCUGUGCACUCUCAUAUGGACGGAUUUCUUCGGCAAGGUCUCCACUACGCCGCCAGCUCUCAUCUCCUACGCGUUUGGCCGGUGGAUGGGCGGGCGCGAGAUGUGCCACCUGCACGGGUUCACGAUGAUCCUGGUGCAGGAGGUCACCUUCCUGACGGUCGCGGCCAUGGCGGUGGAGCGGCUGCUGGCCAUCUGUCACGGCUACCUGUACGAGAGGCUGGUCACCUUCUCCCGAUGCUGGUACCUGCUGGCUAGUAUAUGGGUCUCCUCACUGCUGGUCUGCCUGCUGCCGCUGUUCGGGGUGGGCGAGUUCUUCCUUCAGUACCCCUUCACCUGGUGCUUCAUUAACAUCCACCUGUGCCCCUCCACGCCCCUCCGCCACCGCCUCUUCACUACCACCAUGGGCUUCUUCAACGCCGGGUGCCUCGUGGUGAUCGUCGUCUGUAACAUAUGUGUGGUGGGCACGUUGCUUCGGAUGCGACUGUCCCGCAGAAUCCCGGCGCACCUUUCCGGCGGUCGGCGCGCGUCGGUGCAGCGGGACCAGGAGCUACAGAUGGUGGUGCUGCUGCUAAUCAUCACAGCCGCCUUCGUGCUGUCCUGGGGCCCCCUCACGCUGCUCCAGUGCUGCAACCACCUCAAGCCGCCGCACGUGACCCGCGAGGACCACAUGCAGGACCUGGUGGCCAUCCGCUUGGUGUCCAUCAGCCAGAUCCUCGACCCCUGGGUCUACAUCAUCUGCCGGGUGCUGUUCAAGUCCAAGGCGUGGCAGUGCUGGCGCCGGGUGAUGAUGGAAGGAAGGCGGUGGUCCAGACGAAGGCACUCUCACAGCCUCAAGAACAAGCACAACCACAGCGAUUACAUGUCCCCCUCCAGUGACGCCAACCCCCCGUCGCCUCGUGCCUCUUCCCCCGUGCCUCCGCCGUCCCUGAUUCCUGGUGGAGAGGACAGCACCCACCUCAACGGAGCACCCACCUGGAGACCCCCUCAACACCUCACCACCACCACCACCACCUUCAACCACAACCACCACCAACCACCACCACCUGACGGAUUCUUCGGCGACUCAAUUGGCUUGGUGGACAUAGGCGGUGGUGAUGACGGUGGUGGUGAUAGUGGUAUUGAGCUGCCCCCACUCCCUCCACCACCACCACCACUACCAGAGCACCAAAUGGAAGCGUUUCAAGUGGUGGAGCUGCCCCGCGGUGGUGGUGAUGAAGGUGGUGGUGGUGACGAGUCAACACCACUAACCCGGAGCGUGUCGUUAGCCAUCCCCAGCUUCCCCAGCAUCCCCAUCCCCCUGUUCAUCUGCGAGCACUACACCAUGGGCCCCCCCGCCGUCCCCGCACCCCUCACCCCCGCCUCGCAGCAGGAAGGGGGCGUGACGCGUGCCCGCUCCUGCUGCCUCGACCACCACCACCACCACCACCUCCCCCUCCCCCUGCCGCCCAUACCUGGUGGACUCUGGGGGGUGCCCCGAAGCCGGUCCUGGGGCAGCAGCGGCGGAUGCGGGGGAGGGGGUGGAGGGGGGUCGAGAGACAGGCCCCCCCAGCGGUCCUCCAGCACCCAGACUCUCCCAGGGGGGGCGUCUUUCCUUUCCCCCGCCUACCCAUGCACAGCUAACAAAGGGGAAGGGACGGAGAGUGGGGAGGAUGCGAUGGGGGAGAGGUAGGGGAGGGAGGGGAAGAAGGGGUGGGAGGGAGGAAGAGGAGAGGGGAGAAAGGGGAGAGAGGAGGGAAGGAAGCAGAUAUGAAGAGAGAGAGAGAGAGAGAGAGAGAGAGAGAGAGAGAGAGAGAGAGAGAGAGAGAGAA
Eriocheir sinensis (Chinese mitten crab) is the source of this 2210-nucleotide messenger RNA. RefSeq names its product prostaglandin E2 receptor EP4 subtype-like. Gene Ontology annotation, molecular function: G protein-coupled receptor activity. The record is from RefSeq and is a predicted model, not a curated record. Lineage: Eukaryota; Metazoa; Arthropoda; Malacostraca; Decapoda; Varunidae. The transcript has 11 exons. The coding region runs from base 164 to 2071 and encodes 635 amino acids. Gene Ontology annotation, cellular component: plasma membrane. Gene Ontology annotation, biological process: inflammatory response; adenylate cyclase-activating G protein-coupled receptor signaling pathway; positive regulation of cytosolic calcium ion concentration.